This is a messenger RNA of Saprolegnia diclina VS20, 2031 nucleotides long. RefSeq lists its product as hypothetical. The record is from RefSeq and is a predicted model, not a curated record. The transcript has 5 exons. Gene Ontology annotation, molecular function: RNA binding; protein binding. Lineage: Eukaryota; Oomycota; Saprolegniomycetes; Saprolegniales; Saprolegniaceae. The coding region runs from base 24 to 1982 and encodes 652 amino acids. Gene Ontology annotation, biological process: mRNA cis splicing, via spliceosome; regulation of alternative mRNA splicing, via spliceosome. Gene Ontology annotation, cellular component: U2 snRNP; catalytic step 2 spliceosome; U2-type prespliceosome.
AUUUGGUGCAUUUUCAAGUUGGAAUGGGCGGCUCCGAGGUGGACGUGGACACGGGCGUCGUGCAUGGGCGCGUGACGGGCAUCAUCUACCCGCCGCCGGACAUCCGCGCCGUCGUCGACAAGACGGCGCAGUUCGUCGCCAAGAACGGCCGCGCCUUUGAGCGCAAGAUCGCCGGCGAAGUCAUCUCGGCCAAGUUUUCCUUCCUCAAGACAGGCGACCCGUACCAUGCGUACUACGAGCACAAGGUCGAGGACUUUGAGCGCCAGCUCAACGAGCCCGAGAAGCCCGCCGAGCCCGAGAAGCCGGUCGAAGUCGCGGCGCCGGCGCCCGUGCCCGAGCCGGAAGGCGUCGCGGUCGAAGUUGUCGAGCGCAAGCCUGUCGAGGCCGUGGUUGGCAAGGCGCUGCGCAACCUCUCCGAGUCGGACAAGAAGCGACCGCCGGCCGAAGAGCAGUUUAAGCAAAAGCACCCGACGCUCACGGCGCAGGACCAGGAGAUCAUGUACUUGACCGCGCAGUUUACGGCCGUCGGCGGCAAGGCGUUCCUCUCUGGCCUCGCGACGCGCGAGCAGCGCAACCCGCAGUUUGACUUUAUCAACCCGGUGCAUCCGCUCUUUGCAUACUUUACGUUCCUCGUCGAGAGCUACGCCAAGAUCCUCACGGCCAAGGCGCAACGCGGCAAGAAGGCCAACCCGCUACUCGAGCGACUGGACGAAGGCGUCGACCGCAUGAGCGUCCUCGAUCGCUGCGUGCACAAGCUCGAGUUUAUGCGCAUCGAGAACGAAGCCAAGCAAAAGGAAGAAGCCGAGAGCGACGCCGAGCGCCUCGCCUACAUGCAGAUCGACUGGCACGACUUUGUCAUUGUCGAAACGAUCGUCUUUGAUGACAGCGACCUCGUGACCGACGGAACGAACCCGUACUACCUCGAAGACGACCCGACGACGCAAGCCACGUCGGCGCCGUCCGCUGCCGCCGCCGAGCCCGACGACAUGGACAUGGAUAUGGACAUGGACGACGAGCAGCCGUCCGAGCUCAAGGUUGUCGAAAACUAUGUCCCCAAGGCUGCCGCAUCGUCGGGCGCGUCCGUCAACAUGAUGAGUGUCGACGGCCACGCGGUCUCGACGGCCGAUGCGAACGAGCACAUGCGCAUUCUGCUCAUGGCGCCCAAGUACCGGGAAGAGACGCAGCGCCAUUUGAACAAGCAGAAAGAGAGCCCGUUCGCGCCUGGCGCGGCCAUCGCCGACAACUUCAAGCGGUUCGCGUCCAAGCGCUCGGAUAUCUUUUCGUCGUCGGCCGAAGAAGAGGCGAAGCUCACGGCCGCGAUGGCCUCCAACGCGCCGCCGUCCCAAGACGACACCGGUGAUGCGAACGAAGAGGCCGCCAGCGGGUACUUGCCGGUGCAGACAAGGUCGCAGGCACCGAUCGCAUACCACAUCCAGCCGCCGCGCCCGGGGGGUAUGGUGCCCCCGCCGCCGACCUCGAUGCCGCCACCGCCGCCCAUGGGCAUGAUGCCGCCACCGCCACCGAUGGGCAUGCUGCCGCCGGGAGGCAUGAUGCCGCCGCCGCCUCCACCGCACCUUAUGGGCAUGGUGCCACCGCCACCGGCGAUGCAGCCGCCUCCGCCGAUCGAGGAGCCCGCUGCAAAGCGCCAGCGCGUCGAUGGUGUCAUUCUCAUGCCCGAGAACGAGUUUGCCGAAGCGUACCCGGCGCCGAUUCGCCUCCACGUGCAAGUCGCAAACGAGCCCGAAAACCCGAACGGCUGGUCCCUCCACGGCCAAGUGCUCACGCUCGAGGUCGACAUUCGCGCCAGCGUGCGCGAGCUCAAGCAGUUUGUCUUUGAGCACACCAAGAUGCCGAUUGCCAAGCAGCAGGUCAAGGCGCCGAUCGUUGGCUUCCUAAAGGACUCGCUCAGCUUUGCCCACUACAACAUGUACACGGACCUCGUCCUCGAGCUCAGCGCGCGGCAGCGUGGCGGGCGUCGCUAAAUCGUGCCAACGCAUUCUUUUUCUAUUUCUUUUUCGUUCUUUUAGUACG